AGUUGGUUAAAAUUUUAAACGUGCGAAUGUCUCUGAAUUUAAAGAUGGAAGUAAGAACUCAACGAUCGAAUGAAAAUUGGUUAAAUUCGACUUGGAAUAGAAUUUAUAACAUGUCAAGAAUUAAUCAGUACUUAUUAUGGUUUGCUAACGAAAAUUGUGAUUUUAGACUUCCCGAGAUUCAAUCGAUUAUACAAUUGUACAAUAUUUCUGUUAAAUGGAUUGAAGGACCCAAUGACAGCCCAUUUUGGGUAGUAGAAUUGUCAUACGAAGAUGCUUGUACAAUUGCAAGUCGUUCGGUGUUACUUCGAAGCGUUAUCAAAUUAUGGGGAUUUGGAAAAACUACCGACGAAUUACACGACAGUAUAAAAAAUUAUCCAUCCGAAUUAAUUAGUUCAAAACUUAAAAGUGAUUUAUCAUUUUGUGUCAAUGUGGAAACAUUCGGUAAAACAUUUACAAUGAAAGAAAAAGUUGAUAAAAUUGAACUUUUUAAUUAUUUGCCAGCUCAGGACCA
Molecule: messenger RNA, 511 nt
Organism: Pediculus humanus corporis (human body louse)
Lineage: Eukaryota; Metazoa; Arthropoda; Insecta; Psocodea; Pediculidae
Exons: 3
Cellular component (GO): cytoplasm
Source: RefSeq, a predicted model, not a curated record